CGAAUGUUUGGUUUGGCCGUGUUGCUCCAUUCUUGUGCUGAAAUACACAUUUAAACCAGCUGUAAAUUUAGAAGAAAGGACAACCAAAAUCUGUGAAACAAUUUUAGAAAGAUGCACUACAGCCAAGAUUUGAUGUGCGUGCGCCACUGCAAUCAAACGAUUUUCUCAUACGAUAUGUUGAUCCAUUGCCCAUUGUGUAGCAAAUCUUUGGGUGAAAACCUUGAUAGUGUACCGAUCACGUUACCUUGUCCAUUCGUCAGAGCAUGCCAACAUCCAUGUUCCAUUGUUCUGAGGCCUUCCGUUGGAGACUUCCUAAGCUCCUUUCAGAAUCAAAACAAUCUACAUAUUGGAUUAACAUCCUCCGACGGAACCAUCGUAGAGUUCGACGCAAAUGGUUUAACGAAAGUUCCACCCAAGAUUGAUAACCCCUCAGAGGAUUGGGACCAAUGCCUUGUAAUUGCUCGCGUACCUGAAUCAUGGUAUGAUCGUUGGGAUGAGGUUUUGGACGAGGUUUCAUGCGAUCCUUCAUGGAGCAAAGAAAUGUACAAGGAGAACACACAUAACUGCUACGCUUUUGUAUUAAGCUUCCUCGGUGCGCUGGAGUAUGGCGAAUUCUACAGCUUCUGCCAUGACAAGUUGUCGUUCAGUAAGCAGAUCAUUACAUCGAAGACUCAGAGUGCUGCUAAAUACAUCACCAUACAUCGUAAGCUUCAAACACGAAACUAUUUCAUCGAAGAACAAGGAUGAUUCCCGUGAUUUCGGGUCUCGGGCUGUUUAAUUUAAUACAUCGAAGACGAUGGAUCUAAUCUCAUCUGGAUCGAAACCUCAUCUUAUGAGUGGACCUUUCGUUAGCUUGACCCAGUAGAUCGUUAAGCAGGUGUGAAGAUCGUGUGACUGGCCGUCUUACUGCAACUGACUGUGUUAUUUCAGCAUUUUAUUACUUUAGAGUUUAACUAAAACAAUUCUAGAACUGAAAA
This is a messenger RNA of Anopheles moucheti, 977 nucleotides long. RefSeq names its product MKRN2 opposite strand protein. The transcript has 5 exons. The record is from RefSeq and is a predicted model, not a curated record. Lineage: Eukaryota; Metazoa; Arthropoda; Insecta; Diptera; Culicidae. Bases 112 to 747 code for a protein of 211 amino acids.